UACAUUGAAUUAAAUAAAUCAUUAAACAUAUGUCAAACUCUUAUUUAAACCAUACAUAUAUAUUGUGCGCUUUUUGAACAUAACCUAAAAGUUCUUCCGUAACUGGUACAAAAACAAGAGAUCAAAGAAGUGAAAAAUUUGAAACAAUGGUUUUAUGUAACGUAGAAUGUUUAGAAAGAAUUUCAAAUUACUUAGAUGUUUCACCAUUGCCAUUGGAAAUGCAAGAAAAUAUAGUCGUUGCAACGAAACGAGACUCAAAUCAAAAAAUAGAAGGAUUUAGUACUAUAAUUCAAUCAUUAAUUGAAAAUUCGAAGUAUCCUGAUAUACUUGGGGUUAAUAAUGAAAUGAAAGCAUUAUCACAACAGUGGUUGGAAUAUGCUGUUGUUUGUAUUAAUUAUGCCGAUACACCGAAUAAUGCAAAAAAAGUUUUACAGCGGGAAUUAACUCAUCAAGAAAAAGCUCAAUAUGUACAUGUGUCAAGGUGGUUUGAUAACAUGCAACAAGAAGAGAAAUUAAGACAACAAUUAGAUUUAAUUUCUUUUGAUCUGUUACAUUUAUUUUUAUGAAUAAAAUAAAGAUAUGGUAGUGAUUUCCAUAGAUAUUACAUAUUAAUACAGUUAAAACAGUUUUUAAUAAAAUAACAAAUGACUUAUUUGUCAAGUGAAAAUAUUAGUAACUAAAAAAUAUAAAAUCUAAUACACAAUGUAUUUUUUGUUUUAUGAUCAUUUUUUUGCAUUAGUUGAAAGAUCCUACUAGUAAUAGAAUAACAGUUUUUAACAUGUUAAAAAAUGUUGUUUCUUUAUAUUGACACACCACGCAUAUAAAUGUUCUGAACUUGUAUCUGGCUUUAAGUAAUUAAAAGAUUGUAAUAUUACCUUAUUAAUAAUUCAUGUAUACUCAUUUUAUUUUGACAAAAAACAUUUUUAACCACAGAUAUGGUACAGAGUAGACCUGACAUCUUACUGGAUUUUAUAUCAUAUAAAAUACUGAUUGUUUAAAGAAACAGCUAUUUCUACAAAACAGUUCCCUACAACUUAAAGUGGUAAUGUAAAAUGAUAAAAAUUAUAUACAUAAAUUUAUAUUAUUGACUAACUUAAUUAACGAUUACAUCUAUUUAGCCAUAGUAAAUCGAGAAAGAAGCAAAAAUAUUCGAAUCUUUUUUAAAGUCGGAAUUUAUAUUGUGAGACACGAAGUUCCAUAUGAUGUCAUGUCUAUCCUAUUCUUGGUCACAGACGAAGUAUAGACGAAGUAUUCUCGUCAGUGGGGAUUCCAUUGACUAAUAAGAGCAUUAGCCAAUGAUGGGAGUGAUUCUAAUCUUUUUCGAGGUUGACAUUUCAGAACGUAGCGAGCGAAUGUCUUAUAUCAUCAUUGACUACCUUGCAUAGACCGGACAUCAAUAGGGUUUUGUGUCUCAGGUUUUGGGGGGUCAUAUGAUUCCUUUAUCAUUUUCAUGUCACAUCCUAUCAUAUCGACUUAGGUAAGUAUUGCACUAUAGAGCUAUUGGUAAUAGAAAUUAAAAUAAAAAAAUAUGGACAGCGUUGCCGUUUCUUCAUCGAAAAUUAUUUAUUGAAUUGAAUUCGGUGACACUUUAUCACGAGCAAACAUUGUACUUACAAUAAUCAUAAUAAAUAAAUGCGAAUUUACUCAUUGUUUAAAAAGUUCUAUCAUCAUAU
Molecule: messenger RNA, 1673 nt
Organism: Heterotrigona itama
Lineage: Eukaryota; Metazoa; Arthropoda; Insecta; Hymenoptera; Apidae
Source: the annotation of a GenBank genome assembly